Mesorhabditis spiculigera is the source of this 225-nucleotide messenger RNA. The record is from the annotation of a GenBank genome assembly. Lineage: Eukaryota; Metazoa; Nematoda; Chromadorea; Rhabditida; Rhabditidae.
AUGAGCUCAUCUCCUGGUGGCGGAAAGGGCCUGGAUCCGGACGACCUAUCAACAAAACAGGCCAAGGUUCUGAUGGCCUACGAGGCGGUGACACCAAAUGAAAUCUCGGUGGCGGAGAAUGAUAUCCUGAUCAUCUACCGCCUACCCGGCAUGGACCCCGAGUUUGUGAUGGCCGAAAAGGGAGGGAAUCGCGGCAAGGUCCCCAUUUCUUACCUUGAAGUACUC